This is a messenger RNA of Neoarius graeffei (lesser salmon catfish), 7260 nucleotides long. It is a transcript of the gene foxp4, whose product is annotated as forkhead box P4. The transcript is spliced from 18 exons. The coding region runs from base 770 to 2854 and encodes 694 amino acids. Lineage: Eukaryota; Metazoa; Chordata; Actinopteri; Siluriformes; Ariidae. Gene Ontology annotation, cellular component: nucleus. Gene Ontology annotation, biological process: regulation of transcription by RNA polymerase II. Gene Ontology annotation, molecular function: DNA-binding transcription repressor activity, RNA polymerase II-specific; RNA polymerase II cis-regulatory region sequence-specific DNA binding. The record is from RefSeq and is a predicted model, not a curated record.
GAAGGAGGAAACGUGCACGCGCACCUGUUUUAGGCGCAUUACGGUAGAGUCAAUUGUCCUCCGAACACAUCACUGCUGCUGCUGCGCGCGAGCCGGAGUAAUCCAACACUGAUUUCUCCGCGGAAGAGAGAGAGAGAGAGAGAGAGAGAGAGAGAGGUGCGGGACAGGGGGAUGCAGCCAGGGCCAAGCACAGCUCAGACUUGAGAGAGAGAGAGAAAAAGUGACGGAGAAGAAAGGGAAAGGACGGAAAGAAGAAGAGGAAGAAGGAAGAAGAAGAAGACGCUCCAGGAGUGCGCGUGCUCGUUUUCGCUUUCAUGAACUUUUCCCGAGCGGGUGACCAUGAGCUCGUGCGCACCGGCAGGGUAUUGUUUCUACUGACCGUCCGCUCUGCAAGAGGAAGCUAAUAAACAGAGAGAGAGAGAGAGAGAGAGAGAGAAAAGCAGCAAAACAAAAACAGGAAGGACUAAUAAAGACUGUUGAAGUCGGUUGAAAGUAAUGACCCCGCGAUAUUGAUCACAAAUCGCAGGGUGGUUUUUGUUUUUUUUUUUCUUUCCUUGUUUUUUUUUUUAAUUAUUAUUAUUAUUAUUAUUAUUAUUGUUAUUAUUAUUUUUAUUUAUUUUUGGUGCCAGCUUCCUGCGCCUCUGUGUGAGCGCGCGCGGCUUUUGGAAUCACCAGGACGCGUUUCAGCCACAGCUGGAAGAACAUCCACAUGGUCGAGCGCGCGCCGUGAAAGUUCACUUCUUCCGAGUUUGCCAACAGGUGCCACGUGAUGAUGGUAGAAUCAGCAACUGAGACCAUUCGAACAGCGUCCUCCAACCAAAACGGAGUCAGCAGCCUGACCAGCCAAUCAGAGGGUGGAGGAAGAGAGGGCGGUUCCAACGGUGACGCCAAUGGGGAGAUCAGCCCCGUGGAUUUACUGCACCUUCAACAGCAGCAGGCUCUCCAGGCAGCACGCCAGUUCCUUCUUCAACAGGCCACAGGACUCAGCUCGCCCAGCAGUAACGAGGUCAAACAGAGCCCUGUACAGGUGCCCGUGUCCAUGGCAAUGAUGACCCCACAGAUGAUCACUCCUCAACAGAUGCAGCAGAUCCUUUCACCUCCACAGCUGCAGGCGCUGCUCCAGCAGCAGCAGGCUCUCAUGCUGCAACAGUUGCAGGAGUACUAUAAGAAACAGCAGGAACAGCUGCAUCUGCAGCUUCUCAGCCAACAGCAGCAAGCAGGGAAGCAGGCCAAAGAGCAGCAGCAGUUGGGCAGCAAACAGCUGGCUUUCCAGCAGCAGCUGAUCCAGAUGCAGCAGCUGCAGCAGCAGCACAUUCUCAACCUUCAGAGGCAAGGCCUUGUCGGAAUACAACCUGGUCAAGUCCCCAUCCAGGGCCUGCAGCAAGCCAUGUGUCCCACGGACCUGCAGCAGCUGUGGAAGGACGUGGCGGGCAUGCAGAACGCAGACGAGCCCAUCAAGCACGAGGGCCUCGACCUGAGCACCAACAGCUCCAACACUACCUCAUACACGGCCUCCAAAGUCUCACCUCAGAUCCCCCAUCAUCCUUUGCCAAAUGGACAGAACUCCAUGCACACUCCAAAGAGAGACAGAGCAAGACUCUUUGAGUGGAUCUCGUCCUUCACCAAGGGGGAGUCCAGUGACGAGCAUCUCACCCCUUACCCCAAAGGCACUCCUCUACAGAGUACCCACUCAUCCCAUGAGGAACACACAGCUUCACACCCACUGUACGGCCACGGAGAGUGUAAAUGGCCCGGCUGCGAGGCGCUCUGCGAAGACAUGGGCCAGUUCAUUAAGCACCUCAACAGUGAACACGCCUUGGACGACCGCAGUACAGCCCAGUGUCGGGUGCAGAUGCAGGUCGUUCAGCAGUUGGAGAUACAGCUGGCCAAGGAAAGCGAGCGUCUGCAGGCCAUGAUGACCCACCUGCACAUGCGUCCAUCAGAGCCAAAGCCUUUCAACCAACCGCUGAACUUGGCGUCGAGCGCCUCUCUGUUGAAGCGGGACAGCGAGCCUUUCCCCGAGGGUUUACCUCACCCUCCCACUUCGGCUGCAGCUCCCAUCACCCCCCUGAGGCAGGGCCCGUCCGUCAUCAGCUCCUCCAGCCUACACGGUGUCGGUCCAAUCCGCCGGCGCAAUUCCGACAAAUACUGCACCCCCAUCGCAUCUGAGCUCGCCCAGAAUUGUGAAUUCUACAAAAACGCUGACGUCAGACCUCCGUUCACGUACGCGUCUCUGAUACGGCAUGCUAUUCUUGAAUCCCCCGAGCGACAGUUGACUCUCAACGAGAUCUACAACUGGUUUACACGAAUGUUCGCUUAUUUCAGGAGAAAUACAGCAACCUGGAAGAAUGCCGUGCGCCAUAACCUGAGCCUCCACAAAUGCUUCGUGCGAGUGGAGAACGUCAAGGGUGCUGUUUGGACUGUGGACGAAGUGGAAUACCAAAAGCGGAGACCACCAAAGAUGACAGGAAGUCCCACUCUGGUGAAGAACAUGAUCUCUGGAUUGGGCUUUGGCUCCUUGAAUGCCAGCUACCAGGCGGCGCUCGCAGAGAGCAGUUUGAAUCUCCUGAACAGCCCCACGCUGAUAAACAGCACAGGAGCUAGCCUCAACAUGCUGCAUGUGGGUCACGACGACGUGAGCAGCACCGUGGAGCAGGUGAACAGCAACGGCAGCUGCAGCCCCGGCCUGUCUCCACAGCAGUACGGACACCAGGUCCACGUGAAGGAGGAACCCGCAGAGCUUGAGGAGGACAGCCGGCCCGUGUCCCUCAUUGCGUCCGUCACCCAGAACCUGGGCAUGCCCAGUGACGAGCGCGACAUGGAGGAGGAGCUUCCCACGGAGGAGCUGGAAUAAAGGUGGGCGGGUUUGCGGUCCCCGCCUUUCCUUCCUGCGCAAGGCGUAAAAUAACCACAAAGAGGAAAAACAAAGAGAGAUGAUCCAGAAGCAACCCCAACAUCAAGAAACCAAAACAGGGUGUACCCCUCAUCAGUCCAUCAUGCAUUUUAUUUCUUUGUCUUUUUAGCGUCUUUUUUUUUUUUUUUAAACGUCUCUCUACUUUUCCUCAGUUGAUCUCUUCACUAAGAAAAUGUUUUAAAAGUCCCACAGACAAGUUCUUAGCCACUCGUGUAUUUGAGACUGGUGCAGCCGGUUUGUAUCUCGUGCUCAGAACAAUCCGUCUCCGACUGACGGGCAAACACGCCACGAGUCCCCCAAAGCGUCUCGCUCUGCUCCUCCCGUCUUAUCAGCUUUACUUAACUUUUUACCUUUUUUUUUUUUUUUUUCCGCCUGGCCUGAGAACUGCUUUGGGAUAAAACCGCAGCUGUGGUUUACCUCGGAACGAUGUUCACGCAUCCAACAACGGAAAACACGGACUAGACCAUUAGAAUGAACUUCAGCCUGGUUCUAUCCUGGACUUUUAGGUUCUUUCAGGGGCGUCAUGCCUCUUUACUGAACAAAAAAAGAAAGAAAAUAGAAAAGAAAAAAAAAAACAAGGGAUCAAAACAUGACCAGAGCAACUGACUCCCUCGAUCUUACCCUGACCUUUUGACCUUUGACCUUAAGAUUUCUGAACUCUUGAUAAAAGAGGGGUGGAGUUUUCCAUUCUUGGAGCAGUGUUAACAUUUUGUGAUCACUAUCUGAUAUCUGAAACCAAACAGCUCUCUCUCUUUCUGCUUUUGUUAGACCGGUCAAAGAAAAACAGAGAUGAAAUUGCGACCCCCUCCCCCCCCCCCAAAAAAAAAGACAUCUUUUUUUUUCUUCAGGAAAAGGACCAACUGGUGUGUCAGCACUGGCAGCCAUGAUGAGGCGUCAAAGCUCAGAGACAUGACUCUUAACUUCGACUCAAACGUGUGUGACGUAGCUUUCCGAUGCUCUUUAAACAUUUAUUUCACAUUCAUUCAUAUUUCACAGUCAGCGACUUCUACAGGAUCAGCCUUUCACAUCGUGGUGUACUUGAGUUAUAAAUAUGUAGGUUGAUUUUCUGUUCUUGCUGUUAUUAUAUAUAUAUAUAUAUUUUUUUUUUUUUUAACUGAAGAAUUAUCAUUCCAAACGGGCUGGAUUUUGGAGAGGAUCUCAAUAAUCCUUCCUUUACCCAAAAGGCCCUCUUACCUGUUACUUAAAGAUGAUUGAGAAGAGCACUUACCAUCAAAGCAGCGACGGAAACAAGGACCACAAAACAAAGAAACCGAGAACGUUUAAUACCAGGAAGAUGGGCUCGAUCAAAGUGGGUUCGAACGUGCAGGUUCCCUGAACCAUCCCUCCAGGCAACUCUUUUUUUCCUUUCUUUAUCAUUUGUCGUUUUAAAUUCAGCUGCGAUACAAAGCGUUGUUUUAAAGAGAUGGCCACAGAAUACCUCAAUCCACGGUGUUCCCUCGCGUCGUCAAGGGGAUUCGUACUGUGGCCUGACUAUUUCAAAGAUCUACGUAGACGUCAUCUAGAUAUGCGAAUGCUUAUGGAAAUGUCUGGUCAGCAUGUGAGAUUUUCAAACUUUAGCUUUCAUCAAACUUUGGAGAAACAACAUCAACGUUCAUAGCAGUGGCAUACCAAAUUCAAGUUUUAAUUUCUUUUCUUUUUUUUUUUUCCUCCUCCCAAUGUAUUUUCGUUACAGGUUAUUACCAAAGAGAUUUGUAGUAAACCAAAUACCCUGCAUUUUUUUUUUUUUUAAAUUUCUUGUCUUUGCUUUCCUUCCUCCUACAGAAACCUGUCCAAAAAGAAAACAGUUAUUCCUUAAAUUAUUAUGCUGUUUUUUUUUUUGGUUUUUUUUUUGCUGUUAAGUUGAAUAUUAAGUGAUUUGUUAAAGAUUUCUAGUGCAGAACAUUCCAAAAAACCAAAGCGUAAGAUGCUAAAGAGAAUUUGGUGGUUUUAAGAAGAAAAACAAAGCUGUUUAAGUGUAGUGUGUAAAGUGAAUGAGUUAAUCUUAUGUGGUGUAAGGCCAAAAAGAAGCAGUAUUGUCAAACCUCUUUCAGUUCCUUAGAUGAUAAAGCACUUAACGAGAAAAUAAAUGAAAUAAUAAUAAUAAUAAUAAUUUAAACAAACAAACAAACAAAAAAAAACACGUUCUUACCCUCUCACGCUCAGGCAACGGCAAAGUGUUAAGAACACAACCUUUGAAAACGCCUCAAGGUCGAAGAUAUACGUACUUUUACAGACACAAGGCACUUGAAUGACAAACGCUCAAUACACAAAUACUCAUUUUUCAUUAGACGUGUUUUUAUUUUUCUCUUUUUUUUUUUUUUUUCAGUGUACUCAACACCGCCUUUGGUUUUCUCGACCCAGUCCUAUUUCAAACAUUUCCAAAGGAUUCAUCCGAAGGACAACAGACAGGAAAUAACAACUAGAUAUCUGUUCAAUAAAAGGAGCUCCAACGAAAAUCGCGCUUCGAAUCACGGUUAAUCGGACAGGAACUUUUUUCAACUCCUUCUUUUUCAGUUCAUUUCACGACCCCGCUCAAGGAUUAUUUCAUUUCAUUCUUAAAAAAAAAUAAAAUAAAAUAAAUAAAAACACAAGAAAUGAUAAAAAACCAAAAAUGUUGCUACCUCCUUUUUGAAAUAGUCCACAAAAUAAAUGGCCAAUGAAAACCAUUCAUGAAUUCAUACACCAUCGUGUUUCUCACGCAUCCUUAACAAAAAAAUAAAUAAAAAUAAUAAUAAUAAUAAUAGUUGAGAACCAAAAUAUGCUUGUGAACAAAAAAAGCUUGUCUGGCGAUCCUUGAUCCUGAAUUCAUUUGCAUGAAUGAAUGAAUCCAUGCAACACACACACACACACACACCGUGCUGACAAAAAUAAUAAUAAUAAUAAUAAGUAAUGACUACCUCUCCCCUUAGAAAGAAAAAAAUGCUGAGUCUUGUUAAGUGCAAAGCAUUAAACGGUCAACGUUAUUAAAAAAAAAAAAAAGAAAAAGGUCUAUUCCAAAUUGCUCGUCCACCAUCUUUAAGUGAUCUAUUAGCAUAGUGUCUGUGUACAGGUCUGCGGCGAGGAGGCAUUAAUUGCGCGCUCUAAUUCUGCAUGCAUAACGAGGGGCCAGGCCCUGCUUUAAGCCAAUGAGGCGGCCGGUCAUUAGAGUGCGCUCAAUGGGCCAGUGUCAGAAAUGAUGAUGGGCAGAAUGCAUUAACGCGGGUCCUCUCGUUCAAACGGCCCCCCGGCUUUCCAAUUAAUGCAAAGCGUGCCUUUAUGGCGGCUUCGGGUCAGGGGGAAAAAAAGAGCACAGACACCCGUACUAAGCAGCGUAGUUGUAGUUGAGUGUAGCAGUGACUAACAACGAGUUUUGGGGGUUUUUUUGGUUUGGUUUGGUUUGGUUUUGUUUUUUUGGUUCAUCCUGUAGCUCGCUGAAAAGACGAGCUGCAAAGAAGCCGGCGAAGUCGUGCUGGCGAAACCAAAAUAUCCCAAAGAUAAACGUAGAGCGUAAACAUCCAUGCUAAAGAUGACUACGAUGAGGCAUAUACACAGGAAUAAUUGUGCUGAAUCUCUCAGUAAUAAGGAACUGCUGCAUUUACGAAAGAACGUCAAUCGUGCUUUAAGGUACACACCUGUAAACAAAGUUGUUUUAUAAAGAUGUAGACUGAUGUACGUCAGUGGUAUUAACGAUCACCAUAAUGUUUUUGUUAAUCUUGUUGUAAUGAUGUAUUAUUGUAUAUUACAGCUUGGCUUAGCUCUCAAGGGCAUUUCUUCCCCACACACACACACACACACACUUUUUAUCUUUAUAUACUUUUCUGCAUUUUUUUUUUUUUUUUUGAACUUCCUACAUCCUUCUAGCUAUUGUAAAACUUCCUAUACUGUAUUGCUUACGCUGUAUGUAUUUAUCAUAUUAUGUGCUGCAGGUAUCAUUAUUUUCACUCCUGGUUUUUUUUUUCCUUCUUUGCCUUCACAAAACAUCUGGGACGAUGCUUUUUUUUUUUUUUUUUUUUUUUUAAGGUGUAUUAUCUCAACAAAAAAAAAAAAGACUUAAAGAUUACGAAAUUAGGUUAAGUGGUUUAGGUAAAAAACACCAGUUUGUAUAUUUAUCUUAGUUAGGUCUAUUUUGAUACGUUUUUUUUUUUUUUUUUUUUUGUCUCUGUAUUGCAGUUACGCAUUUUUACGGAAAAGGAAGAAAAAAAACCAAGAGAAAACAAAAUUUCAAAAAAAAAAAAAAGUUGAAUUCAUUGUUGCAAUGAUACCUCAGAAGGACUUUUUUUUUUUUUUUCUCAAAGGACAGGACCAAAACCUCAAACAAGAAGAAUGAGGAAAAUACAGAACCUGAAGAAGAAGAAGAAGAAGAAGAA